Dothidotthia symphoricarpi CBS 119687 is the source of this 1557-nucleotide messenger RNA. RefSeq lists its product as uncharacterized. The record is from RefSeq and is a predicted model, not a curated record. Gene Ontology annotation, cellular component: plasma membrane. Gene Ontology annotation, biological process: cell division. NCBI's taxonomy places the organism in Eukaryota, Fungi, Ascomycota, Dothideomycetes, Pleosporales, Dothidotthiaceae. The transcript has 2 exons. Bases 1 to 1557 code for a protein of 518 amino acids.
AUGAGCGGACACGGUGAUCCUCGACUGCUCUACACGAUUGGGGGCAUCCACGCCUACCACAUCCAGCAGGGCGAUGAGUCUUGUUUGACGCCCUCGGGACCGCAGACGCUUUCCCUGCUGAUGGUGCCGACAAACUCACCCUUUGCCGAUCUCAGCAACACGCGCCCCCAGAAUGAGAUGCCAGAAGAAGACUUCUACCUCCAUCUUAACCUCCCCCCAGAGCUCGACCUCCCGCUCCCCGCGACAACGCAGAUCUACCACCAGCCCCCGCACAGCUACCUCAUACCACGAUGGGACCUGGGCCCAGAGAGCGGCGCCUUCACGCGCAUCGAGUUCCCCGCACUUGGAAAGGGCCCUGGUUCCGUCACGCAGGAAGAUAUCGAUACCUUUGAGACCAUCUUGGCGCAGUGCACCUCGUUCAUGGAGCGCGCACAGGUGUCGCAGUCGAUCAAGGGCGAGAAAGGCGCUAUGCAGACGUACAACCCUCAGGACUACCAACCGGGACAGGUGUAUGCAGGAUCAAGCAAGCAUGGCGAGGUUGUGCUUAUCGACGAGGAGAACGGCAGUGUUGUGGGCGAGUUGGCUGGAGGAGCUCGUAUUCACGAGGAUGCCAGCCUGAAGCCUGGAUCCAAGAAUCCCGUCGAGAUUACCGUCUCAGCAGAUGGCAAGCGCAUCGACGUCAAGCCAUGCUCAGACGACUACCUUGCCCUGUCCCGCCAUCCCGCGUACAAGGACUCCACCCUGGUACAGAACUCGGCUGCUGCCUCCCGCCUAAUCGUCACCGGCUCCAGCUACAUCAGCAACAUGAUGGUCUCCGGCGCUGAGUCGUUUAUGCAAAAGACGAAGCCGAACGAGAAGCCGAUGGUCUUCCAGCCCGCGACACACGACCGCGUCCGCAAGAUCAACACCUUCACAACCGGCGUAGCUGGAUACUCUGCCAAAACGGUCGGCCAGAUCUCAAAGUACGCGCAAAACGCCGCAGCCGGUAUGGCAGGCCAUAAGAAGACCCAGCACAAGAGCUUGAAUGCCGACGGCACCCACAACCAAAACUACAAGCCCGGCCUGCUGAACAAGUCUUUGAUAGCAUUCUCGACUAUCGCAGAUGGCAUCGCCAGCUCAGGCAAAAAUGUAUUGACAUCUGGCGGUGCAGCGGCAAGCGCAGCUGUAGGACACAAGUACGGUGCCGAAGCUGGAAGCAUCACUACCAACCUCGCUGGCGGUGUCAAGAACGUAGGUCUCGUUUAUAUCGAUGUGACGGGUGUCAGUAGACGCGCCAUUCUCAAGUCUGUCGCCAAGGGCAUGGUCGUCGGCACAGUCAAAGACAAGCGGGGUCACGAACAGACGGUCAUCGUAGGUGGUGGUGACGGCGGUGCAGUCACACCUGGCGACUUGAAUCCACAGAUGGGUGUUCAGAAUAACAAUCUCCCUCCCAACAUGUCGAGCCAAGGUCCAGCUGGCCAGAUCGGAUUCGGCGGGCCGCCACCUACUUAUCGAACGGGAGUCGGUGAGUCGCUUGAUGGUCAGCCGGCCUACUACCCACCAGACACGAAGCGGUGA